AUGGUUGCAAAAGAGAGGCAUGUGUUAUUUGUUCAAGAUGUAAAGAAGGUGAGAGAAGAUGUAAACUUCAAACUUCAGGAACUACGCGAAGACAUGGAGAAAAAAUAUCGGUUGUUCGAACUGAGUUUGAUUCCAUCAACAAAAAGUCUUCUUCCAACUACUUAUGCCCCACCUGCUAGCACAGGGGUGCAAGGGGGAGAAAACAUAUUUGCAUGUUCAAAGACUGGAGGAGAGGAUUCAAAAGUAGUGGGGAGGUUAUUUUCUUCGAAAAUCCGAACAACAAAACCGAUAAUGGCAACAGCUGGUCAAAUCACUUCAACAGUUGUAACAACUGUGCCAAUCACGAAACCGAAAGGAAUUGUGAUUGGUAAAACUGGAGACAUUGGUGGAAGUGCUUCCAAGCCUAGAGAUGAUGUCGUUGAGUUGGUUCAGAAUCAAAAGGUAAAGAUAUUCUGA
Lactuca saligna is the source of this 456-nucleotide messenger RNA. NCBI's taxonomy places the organism in Eukaryota, Viridiplantae, Streptophyta, Magnoliopsida, Asterales, Asteraceae. The record is from the annotation of a GenBank genome assembly.